GUCCUUCCCAGCUGUCGGUCACUCACUUCAAGUUGUCUGCAAUGGCUGCCCUGCAGAAAUCUGCGAGCUCUUCCCUGAUGGGGACUGUGGCUGCCAGCUGUGUCCUUCUUAUUGCCCUGGCACUGCAGGGAGGAGCAGGCGUGCCUGUGGGCGCCCACUGCAGGCUCCACAACUUCCAGGAGCCCUACAUCACCAACUAUACCUUCAUGCUCGCCAAGGAGGCCAGCCUUGAGGAUAACAACACAGAUGUCCGUCUCAUUGGGGACAAACUGUUCCAAGGAGUCAAUAUUAGAGAUCGCUGCUAUCUGAUGAAACAGGUGCUGAACUUCACUCUUGAAGAAGUGCUGCUCCCCCAAUCAGAUCGAUUUCAGCCCUACAUGGAGCAGGUGGUGCCCUUCCUGGCUGACCUCAGCAGAAAGCUCAGCCUAUGUCAUAUCAGCGGUGACAACCAGCAUAUCCAGAGGAAUGUGCAACAGCUGAAGGACACAGUGAAAAAGCUUGGAGAGAGUGGAGAGAUCAAAGCAAUUGGCGAGGUGGAUUUGCUGUUUAUGGCCCUGAAAAAUUCCUGUGUCCCAAAGAGUAAAGCUGGAAAAUGAAGGAACCCUUCUCAUCUGUUAAAAAUAAGAAUGUCAAAAGGAUUUUUUUACUAAAUGAAAAUGGGAAGGCAAGCUCAAUUUUUGGAUGAAUUUCACACAAAGAAAAAGAAUCCAAAUUUGCUUUUUCCAUAAUACCAGAAGGUAAACCUUGUAAACAUAGAGGUUCACUGAUAAUAUUUAAUGGUUAACUGGUGUUUUAUACAAAAAAAAAUUUUAAAGUAAUUAUCUCUUUCCACAAAACAUUAUUUGUCAUUCCUUUAGAAAAAAAUCUUAACUUCAUUUCCAUAAUCAAUAUUUUAUGUUUACAACUUUAUUUAUUAUUAUAAGUAUGCAUUUUAUUUAUUCCAUUUUAUUAAUAUGGGUUUAUUUAUAGAGCUAUUAUUCAUAUUGCUAUGUGAGUAUAUGCCAAUAUUAAUAUUUAUGAUAAUAAUUAUGGAAAUAUAAUGUUCAUUUGAGGUCAAUAAAC
Messenger RNA from Cavia porcellus (domestic guinea pig), 1062 nucleotides. RefSeq names its product interleukin-22-like. The transcript is spliced from 5 exons. The record is from RefSeq and is a predicted model, not a curated record. Bases 42 to 596 code for a protein of 184 amino acids. Gene Ontology annotation, cellular component: extracellular region. Lineage: Eukaryota; Metazoa; Chordata; Mammalia; Rodentia; Caviidae.